CACCAUUACCUUCCCAACCCCUCAACCUUAAAGGCGAAGUUGAACAGCAGAAGGAAAUCUUACCUAUUGGAACGAAAUAUUUACUCAUCACGAUGGGCUGUAUUAUCUCCAUAUUCGCAUGCAUCGGCGAUGCUAUAAUGUCUAUUAUUGCUUGCAUAGCAGGUGCACUUGAAUGCAUUGUCGCAGCCAUAACGAGCUGUAUCGUUGGUAUAUUCGACUGCUUAACCUGUGGAUGCUGCAGUUCGAGAAGGACAGCGGCUACGUAUUGAUACUGGACUGC
Molecule: messenger RNA, 280 nt
Organism: Lentinula edodes (shiitake mushroom)
Lineage: Eukaryota; Fungi; Basidiomycota; Agaricomycetes; Agaricales; Omphalotaceae
Exons: 3
Coding region: 93-269 (58 amino acids)
Source: RefSeq, a predicted model, not a curated record